AUUUACUUUGCAGAGCAUAAGGUGGAAUAACACGUUCUUCUAAAUGUAGAGUUUAAACAUUGAGUUGCAUCAUUGUGAAGAAAACCACUUAGUAUUUUAAUAGUAAGGUGACUUUACAAGUAAAGAUCUUCAAGAAGAUUCUUAUGUGAUUUAAAAAAUCAGCUUAGAUGCUUGGAAUUUGGAUUGUUGCAUUCUUGUUCUUUGGCACAUCAAGAGGAAAAGAAGUUUGCUAUGAAAGGUUAGGGUGUUUCAAAGAUGAUUUACCAUGGACCAGGACUUUCUCAACAGAGUUGGUAGGUUUACCCUGGUCUCCAGAGAAGAUAAACACUCGUUUCCUGCUCUACACUAUACACAAUCCCAAUGCCUAUCAGGAGAUCAGUGCGGUUAAUUCUUCAACUAUCCAAGCCUCAUAUUUUGGAACAGAUAAGAUCACCCGUAUCAACAUAGCUGGAUGGAAAACAGAUGGCAAAUGGCAGAGAGACAUGUGCAAUGUGUUGCUACAGCUGGAAGAUAUAAACUGCAUUAAUUUAGAUUGGAUCAACGGUUCACGAGAAUACAUCCAUGCUGUAAACAAUCUCCGUGUUGUUGGUGCUGAGGUGGCUUAUUUUAUUGAUGUCCUCGUGAAAAAUUUUGGAUAUUCCCCUUCUAAAGUGCACUUGAUUGGCCACAGCUUGGGAGCACACCUGGCUGGGGAAGCUGGGUCAAGGAUACCAGGCCUUGGAAGAAUAACUGGGUUGGACCCAGCUGGGCCAUUUUUCCACAACACUCCAAAGGAAGUCAGGCUAGACUCCUCGGAUGCCAACUUUGUUGAUGUUAUUCAUACAAAUGCAGCUCGCAUCCUCUUUGAGCUUGGUGUUGGAACCAUUGAUGCUUGUGGUCAUCUUGACUUUUACCCAAAUGGAGGGAAGCACAUGCCAGGAUGUGAAGACUUAAUUACACCUUUACUGAAAUUUAACUUCAAUAGUUACAAAAAAGAAAUGGCUUCCUUCUUUGACUGUAACCAUGCCCGAAGUCAUCAAUUUUAUGCUGAAAGUAUUCUUAAUCCUGAUGCAUUUAUUGCUUAUCCUUGUAGAUCCUACACAUCUUUUAAAGCAGGAAAUUGCUUCUUUUGUCCCAAAGAAGGUUGCCCAACAAUGGGUCAUUUUGCUGAUAGAUUUCACCUCCAAAAUAUGAAGACUAAUGGAUUAUAUUAUUUUUUAAACACAGGGUCUCUUUCCCCAUUUGCCCGUUGGAGGCACAGAUUGUCUGUUAAACUCAGAGGAAGCAAAGUCACUCAAGGGACUGUCUUUCUUCGUGUAGGCGGGACAAUUGGGAAAACUGGGGAGUUUGCCAUUGCCAGUGGAAAACUUGAGCCAGGCAUGACUUACACGAAAUUAAUCGAUGCAGAUGUUAAUGUUGGAAACAUUACAAGUGUUCAGUUCAUCUGGAAAAAACAUUUGUUUGAAGAUUCUCAGAAUAAGUUGGGAGCAGAAAUGGUGAUAAAUACAUCUGGGAAAUAUGGAUAUAAAUCUACCUUCUGUAGCCAAGACAUAAUGGGACCUAAUAUUCCCCAGAACCUGAAACCAUGCCAACCUCAGAUGCAGUCAUGAUGGAUUUCUUUAGUAGGAGCAGUGAAGAAAAGUGUCUCCUUCCACCUGGCAUCCAGACCAAAUGUAACCCUUGUAAAUGACUCCCAGUCCUUUGCAAGGUUCUUACUCAGAGUCAAGUACGGGUUUGGUAUUUUUUUCUGUGUAGAAUGCUCAUCUAAUUGCACCUUAAAAACACACUGAACCCUGGGACAAAAGAUAAUUCCUGUGGUCUCUAGGAAUCUGGAUGUCAGUGACAAAAUAGAGCUGUUUUGGAAUUUUCCUGAAUGAGAGGAGGUGAUGCAAAUGUACGGUGAGUGUAUAAACUCACUGGAAAAAAAGUGAGCCUCUGGUUUGCUGAGUUUUUGAAGUACAUUUUCAGAUAUAAUAAUCAUUGUUCUAAAAUUAUAUAAAACUAUUUGUUAUGUUGUUAAAUCUUGCUGAGACAAAUUAUGACUAUAGUGCAUGAUAUAUAGUAGAUUAUAACCUUGUGGGUUGAUGUGUCUGUCUAGUAACAAUAAAAACUAAUGAGAUUGCACUAGUAUUUCCAAGGUGUUCCUUGGUGUUCAGGGUAUGCAUAAGAGAGAUUUUAGAGUUUAUCUCUUGUGUAUUCAUCAGUUAGCAAUGGGACCUGAAGUUCAACAACCCAGGGUAUAGCCCCCUUCCUCCAAAAGUCCCUUUCACAGGAGAAUUACUCCUCUCCGUGGGUGUUGAAGGCUCUAUGGUGAAUUUGUAUUUAGUCUCAAGGCAGCAUUUCAUUUGUAAAGCACUUGGAUAACCUUUUGUUCUUGCAAUGACAAUAUUACAAUAUUUAAA
This is a messenger RNA of Piliocolobus tephrosceles (Ugandan red Colobus), 2381 nucleotides long. It is a transcript of the gene PNLIPRP3, whose product is annotated as pancreatic lipase related protein 3. Lineage: Eukaryota; Metazoa; Chordata; Mammalia; Primates; Cercopithecidae. The transcript has 12 exons. Bases 168 to 1589 code for a protein of 473 amino acids. The record is from RefSeq and is a predicted model, not a curated record. Gene Ontology annotation, biological process: lipid metabolic process. Gene Ontology annotation, molecular function: protein binding; lipoprotein lipase activity.